This is a messenger RNA of Myotis davidii, 2329 nucleotides long. RefSeq names its product growth differentiation factor 5 (gene GDF5). Gene Ontology annotation, molecular function: cytokine activity; growth factor activity. Gene Ontology annotation, cellular component: extracellular region. Gene Ontology annotation, biological process: SMAD protein signal transduction; BMP signaling pathway. NCBI's taxonomy places the organism in Eukaryota, Metazoa, Chordata, Mammalia, Chiroptera, Vespertilionidae. The coding region runs from base 338 to 1762 and encodes 474 amino acids. The transcript is spliced from 4 exons. The record is from RefSeq and is a predicted model, not a curated record.
CCUCAGCCUUAUACAAGCCUCCUUCAAGCCCUCAGUCAGUUGUGCAGGAGAAAGGGGGCGGUCGGCUUUCUCCUUUCAAGAACGAGUUAUUUUCAGCUGCUGACUGGAGACGGUGCACGUCUGGAUACGAGAGCAUUUCCACUAUGGGACUGGAUACAAACACACGCCCGGCAGACUUAAAGAGUCUCAGACUGAGGAGAAGGCCUUUCCUGCUGCUGCUACUGCUGCUGCCGCUGCUUUUGAGGGUCCACUCCUUUCAUGGUUUUUCCUGCCAAACCAGAGGCACCUUCGCUGCUGCCGCCGUUCUCUUUGGUGUCAUUCAGCGGCUGGCCAGAGGAUGAGACUCUCCAAAUUCCUCACUUUUUUGCUUUGGCACCUGGCUUGGCUGGACCUGGAAUUUAUCUGCACUGUUGUGGGGGCCCCUGACUUGGGCCAGAGACCCCAGGGGACCAGGCCAGGAUUGGCCAAAGCAGAAGCCAAAGAGAGGCCCCCUCUGGCCCGGAAUAUAUUCAGGCCAGGGGGUCACAGCUCUGGAGGGGGAGCCACCAAUGCCAGGGCAAAGGGGGGCACCGGGCAGGCAGGAGGCCUGACACAGCCCAAGAAGGAUGAACCCAAAAAGCUGGCCCCCAGAUCGGGUGGCCCUGAACCCAAGCCAGGACACCCUCCCCAGACAAGGCAGGCUGCAACGCGGACUGUGACCCCAAAAGGACAGCUUCCUGGGGGUAAGGUCUCCCCAAAGGCAGGAGCUCCCAAGGAGCCGUUCCGCCCGCCCCCCAUCACGCCCCACGAGUACAUGCUCUCGCUGUACAGGACGCUGUCCGAUGCUGACAGAAAAGGGAGCAACAGCAGCGUGAAGUUGGAGGCUGGCCUGGCCAACACCAUCACCAGCUUUAUUGACAAAGGGCAAGAUGACCGAGGUCCUGUGGUCAGGAAGCAGAGGUACGUGUUUGACAUUAGUGCCCUGGAGAAGGAUGGACUGCUAGGGGCCGAGCUGCGGAUCUUGCGGAAGAAGCCCUCAGACACAGCCAAGCCAGUGGCCCCCAGUAGCGGGCGGGCUGCCCAGCUGAAGCUGUCCAGCUGCCCCAGCGGCCGGCAGCCGGCAGCCUUGCUGGAUGUGCGCUCAGUGCCAGGCCUGGACGGAUCUGGCUGGGAGGUGUUCGACAUCUGGAAAACGGCCCAGCUGUGCCUGGAGCUGGAGGCCUGGGAACGGGGCCGGGCUGUGGACCUCCGUGGCCUGGGCUUUGACCGGGCUGCCCGUCAGGUUCACGAGAAGGCCCUGUUCCUGGUGUUCGGCCGCACCAAGAAACGGGAUCUGUUCUUUAAUGAGAUUAAGGCCCGCUCCGGCCAGGAUGAUAAGACCGUGUAUGAGUACCUGUUCAGCCAGCGGCGAAAACGGAGGGCUCCGCUGGCCACACGCCAGGGCAAGCGGCCCAGCAAGAACCCCAAGGCCCGCUGCAGUCGGAAGGCGCUGCAUGUCAAUUUCAAGGACAUGGGCUGGGAUGACUGGAUCAUCGCACCCCUUGAGUAUGAGGCCUUCCACUGUGAGGGGCUAUGUGAGUUCCCCUUGCGCUCCCACCUGGAGCCCACGAACCAUGCAGUCAUCCAGACCCUGAUGAACUCUAUGGACCCCGAGUCCACGCCACCUACCUGCUGUGUGCCCACGCGGCUGAGUCCCAUCAGCAUCCUCUUCAUCGACUCUGCCAACAACGUGGUCUAUAAGCAGUAUGAGGACAUGGUGGUGGAGUCUUGCGGUUGCAGGUAGCAGCACUGGCCCUCUGUCUUCCUUGGUGGCACAACCCCAAGAUGCUGGUCACAAGAGCCCCUCCUCGCACUUGUGGGGUCACAGAGCAGUCAGGAAGCUGCAGCCAGGAGCAUCUGUACAGCCUGCCUGAAAGGGGAUUCCAACAGCCUCGCCCACCCUCAGAGUGGGACUUGGGCUACAGGCCCCUUUCGAUCCACAGGCCCCUCUGUCUGGGAUUUCUGCUCUUCUGCUGCUCUGACUGGAGAUGGGGCAGGGACAUGCCCAGGGAGACAGAAUCUGAAUGGGACUGAGACCCAGCAGACCUGGUUUUCCAAUGAGACUCAACCCACGAACCUCUCCUUUCCUGGGCCUCCUUGGACUCUGGACUCUCCAGGGAAUGCUCCUCUUGGGACAGCCGCGGGUGCUGCACCCUCCUGGAAUCACAUGGUGCCUGGUGACUUUCUGCCCCUGAUGCAGAUGCGAUGCUGACUGGGCAGGGGCGGGGGAGAGGGGGAGAGGGCUUGGGCAGGGGUGAGGAAUGUGGGGCUGUUAGACUGUUAGAUUAAAAUGUACAUUGAUGAGAUAAAA